CUAACUCCGUCUUUCCGUCAUCAAACCGAAUGUCAAAAUAAAUGUGUUUAAUUGAAUGUUUAUGUUCAUAAAUUUAUCACAAAAAAGAUUACUUUCUCUCGGAGCGUACUUAAAAAGAAUGGGUAGAAGAAAUCGUAAUGUCAAUAAAUUCGCUCAACGCAAAAGGGAACGUAGGGAACAGGAAAAAAAUCCUCAAGAAAAGCCUGCUGGUGAUACACGUAAACAUUAUGAAGAUAUUGUCAGAGAAAAUGCGGCGUUCGAGGAAUAUUACAAGGUACAAAAAGUGUGCCCUGAAGAAGAAUGGUCAAUAUUUAUGAAGACUCUGAAGGAGAACCUACCAACAGCAUUCCGCAUCACAGGCUCCAAGUGUGAGGCUGAUGGUCUAUUGAAGAUUGUGAAAAGUGAAUACUUCUCAGAACUACUGAAUGUGAAGUUGAAAGUGGAAGGCACUGAUGAAGAGGAGGAGAUAAAACCUAUAAACUUACCAUGGUACCCUGGCGGCCUGGCGUGGCAACUCCGUCUCUCUCGUACGGACAUCCGGCGCAGCGAGCCGCUGUACCGCCUGCACAACUUCCUAGUAGCGGAGACCGCGGCUGGCGGCGUGUCACGUCAGGAGACCGUCUCCAUGAUACCACCGGUUGUGCUAGAUGUGCAACCGCAUCAUAAGGUAUUAGAUAUGUGUGCAGCACCUGGCUCGAAGACGGCGCAACUGAUUGAGUUUCUUCAUGCAGAUGAAGACAAAGUGCCCACUGGCUUCGUGAUGGCGAACGACGUGGACAACAGCCGGUGCUACAUGCUGGUGCACCAGGCCAAGCGGCUCAACUCACCUUGCAUACUCAUCACCAACCACGACUCGGCCGUCAUGCCGUCCUUGCUCAUCGGUGAUGAACAGAAUCCAUCAUCGACAAAGCAGCUGAAGUUCGACCGUAUUUUGGCGGACGUGCCGUGCUCGGGUGACGCCACGCUCCGCAAGAAUCCGGACAUCUGGCUCAAGUGGUCGACCGGCAACGGGAACAACUUACAUGGCGUGCAGUAUCGGGUGGCACGUCGCGGCUGCGAGCUGCUGGCGGUGGGCGGACGGCUGGUGUACUCCACGUGCUCCUUCAACCCCAUCGAGAACGAGGCCGUCGUGCACAGGAUACUGCAGGAAGCAGGCGACGCGCUGCGGCUCGUCGACGUCGCGGACAUGCUGCCUGGACUCAAGUACCGGAAAGGAAUGACCCACUGGCGUCCAGCAUCAAAAGACAUGGUGUUCUACGACAAAUAUGAGGAUGUGCCGGAGAAGUGGCAGACCGUGGUGCGGCCACAGAUGUUCCCGCCCAAGCCUGAGGACGUACAUAAAUAUAACUUGGAGAAAUGUAUAAGAAUCCUCCCACACCAACAAGACACUGGUGGUUUCUUUGUGGCAGUAUUCGAAAAAACAAAACCUUUGCCCUGGGAAAAAGAGGAAACAAGCAUAGAGAACAACACAGAAGUCACAGAAGAAAAGAAAGAACCGCCGAAGAAGAAAAGAAGAAUGGGCGGUUACAGGGAAGACCCGUUUGUCUUCUUCUCUGGAGACAGUGAAGAUGUGUUCCCUUCAAUAAAAGAGUAUUAUGACUUACAAGCAGACUUCGACUCUACCUGCCUGUUAACAAGAUGUCAUGUGGGGAAGAAGAAGAAUAUAUACUUAGUAUCGCCGAUAGUGAAAGAUGUUGUACAGAGAAAUGAGACAAAUAUAAAAAUUAUUAAUACCGGUGUGAAAACAUUUGUGAGGUGUGACAAUAAGAAUAUGGUGUGCCCGUUUAGGUUAUCUCAAGAAGGCCUACAGAGUAUAUCGCCGUCAAUAGGUCCCAAACGGCGACUCAGGAUAUUAAAAGAAGAUUUGAUAUUGGUGCUGCAGAACGACAAUCCCAGCAAUCCACCAGACAUCAAGCUGUUCAGCGAACAUACGCAGGCGCUGGUCAAAGAUUUCGCAACAGGCAGCUGCGUCCUGGAGUACAGAGACGGCGAGUCGGGCCUGCAGCUGACGCUGGUGGGCUGGCGCGGGGUGCACUCGCUGCGGGCCUACACCGCCACGCCCGACACUGUUCACUAUCUGCGGCUGCUGGGAGCCGAUCACAGUAAAUAUGAUAUAAAUAAAUUUAAAAAGGCAUCAGAUGUACCCGACGCCGAUGUGGCCUCAACAGACGUGUCAGAAAUCCCCGAGACCUCAAGUUUGCAGGAGAAUGGCGCCAAUAAUGAGGAUAUUACAGAAAACGGUGCACAGAGUACAAGUAGUUAGUAAAAAUCUAAUUCUGAUGUAAAUGUUUACACGACUUUUUCAAUUGUUUCAAAAGAUCUUUACAAAUAAGACGUACCGUUGUGUAUUUAUUUUGUUAUAAUAAUAUAAAUUAUAUAUAUUAUUAUAAA
Galleria mellonella (greater wax moth) is the source of this 2391-nucleotide messenger RNA. RefSeq names its product tRNA (cytosine(34)-C(5))-methyltransferase (gene Nsun2). The transcript has 13 exons. Bases 56 to 2263 code for a protein of 735 amino acids. Gene Ontology annotation, cellular component: cytoplasm; nucleus. Gene Ontology annotation, biological process: tRNA methylation. Lineage: Eukaryota; Metazoa; Arthropoda; Insecta; Lepidoptera; Pyralidae. The record is from RefSeq and is a predicted model, not a curated record. Gene Ontology annotation, molecular function: tRNA binding; tRNA (cytidine-N5)-methyltransferase activity.